Messenger RNA from Cucurbita moschata (crookneck pumpkin), 1578 nucleotides. RefSeq names its product O-glucosyltransferase rumi homolog. The record is from RefSeq and is a predicted model, not a curated record. Lineage: Eukaryota; Viridiplantae; Streptophyta; Magnoliopsida; Cucurbitales; Cucurbitaceae. Bases 80 to 1498 code for a protein of 472 amino acids. The transcript is spliced from 5 exons.
CUCUUCCGUUUCAACUCUCCCUUCUAUUCAUUUCAAACCAUUUUUCUGUCUCCCUCUCUACAAUUCUUAGUUCAUACCAAUGAAAACUCUGCCACAAAUCUUCUGCUCAAGAUCAUGGCGUUCCUCCGACAACAACCAUCCUACCUUCAGAACCACCGGGGUUCUUAUCUUCUCCUUCUUCCUCCUCCUCGGCUUAUUCGUGCGUAUCGGAUGGGUUAAACCGCCCAUAUAUUGGAGGGGGAAAGGGAUGGCAGAGCACAGGUCAAAUCUUUACCGUCCAUCUAAUGCCACUUGCCCGCCGCACUUCCGUUGGAUCCAUGAAGAUCUACGCCCAUGGAGAAACAAGGGGAUCACUAAGAAAAUGGUGGAUGGGGCCCGCAAAACGGCCAAUUUCAAGGUGAUAAUCGUGGACGGGCGGGUGUAUGUGGAGAAAUAUAAAGGCUCAAUCCAGACCAGAGAUCUGUUCACCAUGUGGGGGAUUUUGCAACUUGCGAGAUGGUACCCUGGGAAAUUGCCAGAUCUUGAACUCAUGUUUGACUGUGAUGAUCGCCCAGUCGUCCGAUCUAAAGACUUUAGUGGUCCAUUGGCGGACCCACCUCCAUUGUUCCGCUACUGCUCUGAUGACUCCAGCUUGGAUAUUGUUUUCCCUGAUUGGUCCUUCUGGGGUUGGGCGGAGAUAAACAUAAAGCCAUGGAGGAAGGUAUUGGAGGACAUAAAGGAAGGGAACAAAAGAACCAAAUGGAAGGAGAGGGUGCCCUUUGCUUACUGGAAGGGUAACCCACAUGUUGAUCCCUCUAGGGGAGACCUUCUCAAAUGCAAUCUCACCCAACACCAAAAUUGGGACACUCUUUUAUACGCUCAGGAUUGGGAUAAAGAGUCGAAAGAAGGGUACAAGCAAUCAAAUUUGGAAGAUCAAUGUACGCACAGGUACAAGAUUUACAUAGAAGGAUGGGCGUGGUCGGUGAGCGAGAAGUACAUAAUGUCAUGCGACUCAAUGACGUUGUAUGUGAAGCCAAGGUUCUUUGAUUUCUUCGUUAGGGGAAUGCUUCCUUUGCAGCACUUUUGGCCCAUUAAUGAUCGAUCCAAAUGUUGUUCUCUCAAAUUUGGUGUCGAAUGGGGUAACAAUCACACGAAUCAGGCACAAGCAAUAGGAGAGGAAGGGAGCAAGUACUUGCAUGAGAAUCUAAAGAUGGAAUUAGUGUAUGAUUACAUGUUUCAUUUACUCAACGAGUACAGCAAGCUUCUCAAAUUUCGGCCGUCGGUUCCUGGCGGUGCGGUGGAGCUUAGGCCUGAGACGAUGAUCGCCGCCGCAAAUGGGUUGCAUAAGAAAUUUAUGGAAGAUUCGUUGGAGAAGUCUCGGAGCAAGUUUGAGCCGUGCAAUUUGGCGCCUAAUGAUCCAACGGUCCUGAGGGAGUUUGAAGACAAGAAAUUAAAUGCCCUUAAGAAAGUUGAAAAUUGGGAAAAGGAAUAUUGGGAAAAUGAGAGGAAGGGAAAUUAAAAUAAAUAAUAUGUAUUUACAUUACUAUUAUACUUUUUUAAUGAUACCAAAAGCAAAGAGGUGAGGACGUCGAUCGGAUA